Molecule: messenger RNA, 3213 nt
Organism: Ambispora leptoticha
Lineage: Eukaryota; Fungi; Glomeromycota; Glomeromycetes; Archaeosporales; Ambisporaceae
Source: the annotation of a GenBank genome assembly
AUGAACUCGACUCGAAACCUUUUCGAAAACCAAGGUCACCUGGGACCUAAUAACAAUGAACUAUCAUGCAAUACCUUAUCAUUUGAACCACAGAAAAAUCUAGCCUGUCGUGCCAGAUCAUCUCAAAGUGCGCAAAUAUUAUCCUAUGUCAAAAAAUGGGCCGAAAGUGAUGAUAAUUAUGACUCAUCCCAAAGUUCUAUUAACUACUUUUCGUCGAAUGAAAAGACUUCGCAUCUCCUCGAUGAUCAGUGCAUCAUCUCGGAAUGCGGAAAUAUUGCCGGCAAAUCAAUAAAUUCACCUAAUUGUAACCUAAAUACUACUAAAUUCGGCACUGACUCGCACCCUGCAACCGGACGAAAAGGAUUACCGAUGUUUAUUCGAGAAAAUGAUGACGAUAAUUCAUUAUCAUCAAACUUUACUUCAAAUUUUAGUGAAACAUCAUUAAAUAAUCACAUUGGUGAUUCGAAUCUUCGUGAUGAAAAAUCAAAUUCAAUUUUACGUGGUUGCUUUUCUAAAAUUAAUGAAGAUGAUGAUUCAAAAAGAUCUAUUGAUCUACUUGUAAAUAAGAUUAGUCAUGAGAACAUUAACAAUGGCAAUCAUGAAAAUAAUCAAAUAACGAUCCAACCAAACCCACGGGACGAAAUGAGGCAGAGACUCCGUGAAAUUCAACAGAGGAUGAUUGCAAAAGCUCGGUUCAGGUCCAGUUGUUCCAUGGAAGGAAAAGGCAUUAAGACAAUCCCAGCAGAGUGGUGUGAAAGCUUUGAGGGAUCAAUGUUGUAUAGCCAUAAACCAAGUCCCGAUAAAUCAGAUAAAUCGAGCAACGCAAGAAAAUCAUCAACAAGAUCUCAAUCAGGUGUAGUCGGUGGUAAGACAAUCUCCAAGAUGGAAGAGGUAAUAUUAGGUGAUCGAUGUUUCUUGUGUCCUGGAUGUGGCAAUGCUUAUAAAGCUCAAAGUAACCUGUCAUUUCAUAAAAGCCGUUGCGAAAUGAUCAAGCAUUGCUCGGAUAAAUUCACCAGAAAGAGAUUAACGCGCGAUGACAUGGUAGAUUGUUUCUGUGGAACUGAUGACGAUGGUGGCAAUAUGGUACAAUGUGACCAUUGUCGUGGUUGGUUACAUUUGGAAUGUCUUGGCUUGGGCGGUGAGGAUCUGGAUGAUGAGUACUAUUGCCCUCGAUGUGUAAGCUCAUACGAUCCUACUCAACCGGAGGAUAAAAAAGGAAAAAAGAUAGUGAACUUUGGGAGUAGAAAAGAGCAUCAAGAUGAAAUCAAAGAAGUUAUAGAGCUAAUAAGAAAGAAAAGGAGAGAAAUGCGUUCAGUGAUCCGCAAGAAUAAAAGGAAGUCAAUGGAAGAGGAAGAAAAUCCGUAUAAACAUAAAGAGCCACCGGUGAUUCAUCCAGGAAAUUGGUUGAAUAAAAUUGAACGAGUCUCGACGAAUAAAUCGUCAUCAUUCAAGGAAUCUAACUUCUUCAAUAAGUAUCGCGAAUUUUUCAUGACGGAUAAAGAUGAUAUAUCCGAACAAGAAACUCUUAAUCAAUCAGUUAAUAGCAAUGAUUCACAUACGAAAAACAACCGUAAUACCGAUAAGAAGAAAGCGUUCCAUUCAUACCAUCAUAGCAUCAAUAAUUCCUCUUUGAUAACGAAAAGCAAAGAAUCUGAAUUGGAGCAUGUUAAAUACGAUGACGACACGGAAUCCGAACAGGAUUUCAUGAACAAUUUUAUUUAUAAAGCCGAAAAUCCUCGAAAUUUCAAUGCAAUAAACGAAGAAGCCGAUAAUCACUGGGAGUCCGAAUUUGAAGAAAUAAAUGAGCAUAUCCAAACAAAUAAUUUUUAUGCACCAGUUCUUCAUCAACAAGCUUCCUUUAAUAGUGAAUUAAAUUUGGUUCAAGCCGAGAGACAUUCACCAGUGACUAUAUUGCCGCUUAAUCAAACAGAAGGCAAAAAGCAUAAGAAUCAAAUGUCUUUGAGAAUAGAGACGCCUCCAUCCAAGAUCAGAAAACUCGACAACAAUAUUAACAAUAAUGAAACAACCAUCAAAAUUGAUCCUUGGGUCAAUGAAAACCGACUUCUCCACGCUGAUAAUUUAAUGAUUCCGAUUAUUCCCCAAGAUUCAUCUUCACAAUUAAUUUGGGAUCAUCAAGACAUAUCACCAAUUUCUGAGGCCUCAUUUAAUCUCAAUGACAUCAAUCUAUAUUCGCCAUUGGAAUCACCGCCGUCUUUGUUCUUUGGCGAUGAGAAUAUCACAAGUCCAGAAGGUAGCGCAUUCACGGUAACCACCCCGAGAACAACAACUCAGCACCCUGAAAUAAUGUUUACCCAAUAUUUCGAAUUGGAUAAUUGUUUCGAUGAUACCCCAAAGGGUAUUACAGAAUUAAAUAAAAGUUCGGCCAAUUCUGAUGAGUUGACGACAUGGGAUACAACUGAUGGUGAACCUCCAAAACAAGCACCUGCAAGAUGGACCGGACUUCCUGCUUGGCAUCCCCCUAUUAAAGAGUUUAACCUAGAAAAAGAUGAAGCAUUCACAAUAUUCGCUGUGGUAACACUGGGCAUCUCCUCGUAUUAUAGUCUUCGAUGGACGUCACCCACUUCCAGUUACUCGCUAUCAAAACCGACAACCAUUCUCACAAAUUCAUACUUUUACAAAGGUGGUGCCGCAUUUCCAACCACACUUUUUGAUCAACUUAUCGCCUAUUAUAUAUUCGGCACAUUUGUUGCCGCGGUUGUAGUCUUAAUUUUUGAAGUGGGAAAGAUAUGGUCGAUAUUUGGAUCAUUGCAUAAUAUGUUUGAGAUUGCGAUUAUGCUUGUAUUACAUGGUGGUGGAAAAGUGAAGAGUAAUCUUGGAUAUUUUGGAUCUAUGGCCUUUUAUGUGGUUUUAACAAAUAUUUUAAGUGUACUCUUGGAUUGGCCAUAUGAUGGAAUAUGGUUUAAAUUUCAAGGACUUUGCUCUGACUGGGCACUUGUUAUACAAUUUACGCGUCUCUAUUACGUGACAAAAAAAAAUCUCAGAGACAAUGCACUUCCAACAACUCUCCCUACUGAAGAACAAGAAGAGAUACUUUUACCCUCUUCAGUUGAAUUAAAUACCGACGAGGAUUAUCGUUUCUAUCCAAAUAUCGUUGAUCACCCACGCCCAUUAAUUUUAUUGAUUAUUGCAUCUUUCAUUCAUCUUGUUGGGAACCUUGCAAAUUCAAUCUGGGUUGACGAUCGUUAUUCGUGA